CUCCCUACCGACGCAAUGGCAGUUUUCAGCUGUGAUUUGCUGCUGGAGGUGAACGGGCGGGCGCCCGCCUCCCGCCGCCACGCCGCCUCCCUGCUGGGCGAUGGCGCGGACCGCGUGCAGCUGCGCCUGCGCCGCCCCCAGCGGCUGAGCGCCGCCCCCGCCGCCGCCGCCGACAUGGGCUCCAACGUGAGCCGCCACCACUCGGCCGGCAAGGGGCUGUCGGGCCGCCGCACCCAGUCCAGCGGCAACCUGUGCAACGGCCACAAGGUGCUGGUGGCGGCGGCGUGCGUGGCGGGCGAGCGCGGCAAGAAGCUGUGCGGCUCGCUGCCCAACCACCUGGACAACAACAACGACGAGUUCCCGCCGCCCGCCGCCGCCGGCGAGGCCCUGGAGCUGCGGCUGCACCCGCUGCCCGACCAGGGCUACGCCUCGGAGCGCUCCCCCGACGAGGAGCGGCCGCCCCCGCCCCCGCCCCCGCUGCUGCUGCCCGACUACCCCUUCAUCACGGCCGAGACGACGUUCGAGGUGCGCGUGGAGAAGGGCAGCCGCGGCCUGGGACUGAGCGUGGCCGGCGGGGCGGACUCCGGCGGCCAGUGGCCGGGGCUGAUCCGCAUCAAGAGGCUGUUCCCGCACCAGCCCGCCUGGCAGACGGGGCGCCUCAGCCAGGGCGACGUGCUCUUGGCGGCCAACGGCGUCCGACUCUCGGGCCUCUCCAACUGCCAAGCGCUGGAGGUGUUGAGACGGACUCCCAGCAGCGUGGUGCUGGUGGUGUGCCGGCCCCCGGCCGACGUGUUCAGCCCGCCGCCCCCCAGCGAGCCGCCGCCCCCGCCCAGGAGGGACCCCGCCCACAGCAUCACCACCGCCUCCAGCCUCGCAGUGCCGCCGCUGCAGCCGGAGGGCCCGUCCGGGGAGUUUGACAUCUUCCUGACGAAGGUGAACCACAGCCUGGGUUUCACCCUGCGCAAGGAGGACGAGAGCGUCCUGGGGCACUACGUCCGAGCCCUGGUGAGGGAGCCCGCCCUUUCGGACGGGCGCAUUCGACCGGGAGACAAGAUAGUGGCUGUGAACGAUGUGGACAUAUCCCCGAUGAGCCACGAGGAGGCGGUGAUGUUCCUGAGGCAGUGCGGGGACCACGUGAAGCUGCGGCUGUACCGGGACGCCUCUCAGACGCCCGUGUCGGCGCUCUCUCCGACCGAGGAGUGCAAGCUCUUCCGGCCCAAACCCAUUCUCAGGAAGGAGGCGAUGGACAUGCUGUCGGACCUGGCGGUGAGGAAGCUGUCGCCCGGAGACUCGAACAGCUCGAGCUGCAGCCGGCUGCGACGGCUGUCGGACGGCCACAGCUCGUCCUCGCCGUGCUCCAGUCCGCGCCGCCGCCGGCUCACCAAGACGCCCUCCCCGGAGACCCAGCCCCUCACCCAGGACAAGGUGGCGCAGAAGUACGCGGUCCCCGGCAACGUGGGCAACUCCGACUCGUCGGGCGAGAGCUCCAACACCACCACCGACACCUGCACGUAUCGGAGCAGCUUCGACUCGACGGCGGCGCGGGGCCACGGCAGCAGCUUCGCCUCGAGCGUCGGCGGCAGCGAGGACGGCGGGGGGCCCGACCAGCGGCCGCAGCGGCCCAACUUCCUGGACCUGUGCGGGGCGGCGGGCGCCGGGCUCGCUCCGGGGGCCGCCCGCAGGCCUCAGUUCGCCCUCCCGACGGCCGGCGACGACGGGUGGGGAGGGGACGCGUACGCGGGGGGCAACCCCCCCUCGGAGCCGGCCAGCAUGCCCCCGCUCACGGACCUGUCGUCCACGUCCAGCACGUCCACGGCGUUCAGCUACCGCAACCCCGCCUACCAGUCGGCCUGCCCCGCGCCCCGGGGGAAGACCUCGGAGGACCUGCUCCUCCCGGGACGCUCCUCGGACCAGGACAUCCCCGCCAAGGUGUUCGGCAGCUGCCCCGACGGCUCGGACGGCACCCGGGGCCUGCUCAAGUGGAAGGGCGUGGUGUUCACGCCCGAGGACGAUGGCGCGGGGGAGGAACCCCGUAAGAGCGACGCGGGGGAGAGCACGCGAGAGCAGAUAAGAGAGAGACCGCAGGAAGGCCAGGUUCUCAUGGUGGAGCUGACGCGGGGCUGGAACAGCCGGCUGGGGUUCAGCCUGCGGGAGGAUGGGGCAUGCACGGUGAUCAGCGCCGUGUACGCGGACAGUGUUGCUGCCAAGGACGGGCGGCUGCGGGCGGGGGACCAAGUCAUCAUGGUGAACGAUGAAGACGUAACCAACAUGAGCACCGCGGACGUGAUAGACCUCCUGAGGAAGAUGCGUGGCACAAUAGGCAUCACGGUGUUGAGGAAGCAGAGACCUUGUACACAGACUUCGUGACUGCACCAUUAGGGGAAUGCCUAGGUAUCAAUGUUUUCUGCUCCUGCGAUGGAAUGGUGUGGUAUUUACUGUGAUGUAGCUGUAAGGAAAGAAAUCUAUAAAAAUAUAGCAAAUUAAUGUACCUAUUUUACAAAUUGUGUUCUUCCUGAACAAGGUUUCACUACUACAGCUAUGAAAGAAAUGGCAAGUAAAGUAGGCCGGGAACAUGCAGCAAAUAUAAAAUGAAUAGUAAUACCCUGUUUUCUCGUAUAAUCGUCGCACAUUUUAUUCUAAAAUCGAGUUUCAAAAGUAGGGGUGCGACGAUUAUGCGGGGGAAAAAAAAGUUAUUCACAAAAACAAAACCCGUUCAUGGAAAGUACUUUU
This is a messenger RNA of Bacillus rossius redtenbacheri, 2730 nucleotides long. Its product is annotated as ligand of Numb protein X 2-like. The record is from RefSeq and is a predicted model, not a curated record. The transcript is spliced from 10 exons. The coding region runs from base 16 to 2367 and encodes 783 amino acids. Lineage: Eukaryota; Metazoa; Arthropoda; Insecta; Phasmatodea; Bacillidae. Gene Ontology annotation, molecular function: protein binding.